CUUAGAUUAAUAAUUUUCCCAAUUAAGUAAUAUCCUUUAGUUGGGAAGCACAAUUAAACACAGUGAAUUCUUUUUUUCUUUUUAUGUGUGUUGAGAACAGUGGUGGGUUUCUACCGGUUCGCCCCAGUGGUGGCGGCAAUAGGCUCCACCCACCCGCCCGGACGUCAUACGGAUGCUCUGCACAUGUGCAAAGGGUUCUGUGCAUGCACAGAAGCACCGCGUGCGCGCUCCCGGUUCCGAACUGGCAGUGAAGAUCUGCUGCAUUUCAGAAUGAACCUAUUAUGUUCCCUGCUUAUGUUCGUAUUAUUCUUCAGAGUUCAGUUUGGAAAACCUGCAGACAGCUAUUAUCCUCUAAAGAGCUUCUGGCCUCAAGCUAAACCCUCCAGAGGCACAGCCAACUGGAUCCACUGGGCUAAUGACAUCCCAUGUUCUGAAAGGAGCUUCAGCUCUGCUGCAGAAGGUCUGAAACCCACAGUAACCCUUCUGUGCAAGCGGCAAGAGCAUCAAAUGCAGUUAUGGCCAGGGACGCCUCCAACAAAAAGCAAGGGGGUUCCAUUACUGGAAGGGGCAUUGCUGUUAGAAGGGACCCAGGAUCUCUCCACCUACAACUGGAAUUCCUUUGGGUUAAGAUAUGGAAAGAGGCAAGCAGUAAAAGCCCAGGAAAAAUCAAGAAAGCCUCAAGCAUAAUGGAGAGGGGGGUAUACAGAGGAGGGGAUGGUUUGAGAUGGAUCCCUUUUUCAUUGUUCCAAAGUUAUAACUACCGACAUUCUUUAAAUAUUAUUGUUGUUCAGUCUUUAAGUCAUGUCUGACUCUUUGCUACUCGGUGGACUAUAGCAGUGAUGGCAAACCUUUUAGGCACUGAGUGCCCAAACUGCGUGCACAUGCCCAAACUGAAAGAUGCAUGCGAGCGCACAAAUGUGUGCAUGCAUGCACGUGCACGGACAUGCAUGGACAUGCAAGCAUGUGCAGCAGUGAUCGGAAGACCAGCUGGCCGGCAGGAGGUGGGGCAUACAACACCGGCAGUGCGGCAAGAGAUAAGAUCUUUUUCUUUCGUGAGCUUCUGUUUUGUCGUUUGCAGGGAAACAGAAGCUUGUGAAAGAAAUGCCACGGAGAUCUGACCUGGGGCGAUGGUGCACAUGCCAGCAGAGAGGGCUCUGCGUGCCAUCUCUGCAUGCAUGCCAUAGGUUUGCCAUCACGGGACUAUAGCAUGCUAGCCCCCCCACCGCACCCCGUCCUUCACUGUUUCCCAGAUUUGCCCAAAUUCAUGUUCAUUGUAUUUAUACUAUCUAACCAUCUCAUCCUCUGCCGUGCCUUUCUCCUUUUCCCUUCGAAAUUCUUUGGCAUUGCCCUUCUUUGGGAUUGGAGUGCAAAUCAAUCUUUUCCAAUCCUGUAGCCAUGGUUGACUUUUCCGAACUUGCUUGCACAUUGAGCACAGCCCUUUAACAGCAUCGUCUUUUAGGAUUUUAAAUAACUCAGAUGGAAUACCGUCACCAAAGCUAACUCUUUGAGUUUUUAACCAAAUAGGUUGAAAAAUGUGCCAUUCACGGAUAAGCCAAUUGUAAGAAUUAAAGUGUAUGGACAUUUUGAGGUUUUAUUUUUUACCAUGUUUCAUGCUAUUUUGGUGAAAAAUUGAGGCUUGGCUUUUCUACAGAAGGGCUUAUAUUGUAUGUGGGAUAUAUGGUACAUGUUUUUUUUAGAAUUAGUCAUUGUUUCUUGCUUUCUUUAACACCAGG
Messenger RNA from Pantherophis guttatus, 1733 nucleotides. NCBI's taxonomy places the organism in Eukaryota, Metazoa, Chordata, Lepidosauria, Squamata, Colubridae. The record is from RefSeq and is a predicted model, not a curated record.